This is a messenger RNA of Stegastes partitus (bicolor damselfish), 2353 nucleotides long. It is a transcript of the gene pdk2a, whose product is annotated as pyruvate dehydrogenase kinase 2a. The transcript is spliced from 11 exons. The record is from RefSeq and is a predicted model, not a curated record. Gene Ontology annotation, molecular function: pyruvate dehydrogenase (acetyl-transferring) kinase activity. Gene Ontology annotation, biological process: regulation of glucose metabolic process; protein phosphorylation. Gene Ontology annotation, cellular component: mitochondrion. Bases 60 to 1289 code for a protein of 409 amino acids. Lineage: Eukaryota; Metazoa; Chordata; Actinopteri; Pomacentridae.
UAUAUGCAGCCGUCGGACGUUUGUGGUCUCAGAGACGAGAGACCACCGAGGAGCAAAACAUGAAGUUCGUCAGAUUUAUCAUGAAAAACGCGGCUCUGGCCAGCGUCCCCAAACACAUCGAGCAUUUCUCCAAAUUCUCGCCGUCGCCGCUGUCCAUGAAGCAGUUUCUGGAUUUCGGUUCCAUAAACGCCUGCGAGAAGACGUCCUUUGUGUUCCUGAGGCAGGAGCUCCCCGUCAGACUCUCCAACAUCAUGAAGGAGAUCAACCUCCUGCCCGACAGGCUGCUCACAACCCCGUCGGUGCAGAUGGUGCAGAGCUGGUACAUCCAGAGUUUGAUGGAGAUCCUUGAAUUCCUCGACACGAACCCCGAUGACCACAGAGUGCUUGGAGAGUUUGUCGACGCCUUGGUCACCAUCAGAAACAGACACAACGACGUGGUGCCCACCAUGGCCCAGGGCAUCAUCGAGUACAAAGAGGCCUUCCCCCAGGACGUGGUCACCAACCAGAACAUCCAGUACUUCCUGGACCGCUUCUACCUGAGCCGCAUCUCCAUCCGGAUGCUCAUCAACCAGCACACUCUUAUUUUUGAUGGAACCACCAACCCUGUUCACCCAAAUACGAUCGGAAGCAUUGACCCUCACUGUCAGGUUGGAGACGUAGUCCAAGAUGCCUUCCACAGUGCCAAGAUGCUGUGCGACCAGUACUACCUCCGCUCCCCCGAUCUGCUGCUGCAGGAGAGGAACAACAAGAAGACGAACCAUCCAAUCAGCAUCGUGUACGUUCCCUCUCACCUCUACCACAUGCUGUUCGAGCUCUUCAAGAACGCUAUGAGGGCUACGAUUGAGACUCACGAGAGCAGCAACAACCUGCCGCCCAUCGAGGUCAUGGUGUCUCUGGGAGGCGAGGACAUGUCAAUCAAGGUGAGCGACAGGGGCGGCGGUGUCGCCUUCCGUAGGAUCGAGAACCUCUUCAGCUACAUGUACUCCACGGCUCCGGCUCCACAGAUCGGCGAGCACACGAGGCCUCCGCUGGCUGGCUUCGGCUACGGUCUGCCCAUAUCUCGACUCUACGCCAAGUACUUCCAGGGGGACCUGCAGCUCUACUCCAUGGAGGGCUACGGCACCGACGCCGUCAUCUACUUGAAGGCGCUGUCCACGGACUCCAUCGAACGGCUGCCAGUGUACAACAAAACGGCUCUGAAGAACUACAAAGUGAGCCAGGAGGCUGACGACUGGUGCGUACCGAGCAAAGAACCGCUGGAUCUGAGCAGCUUCAAGGUGGCCAAGUGAAAACAUCCGACAGGCUUUCGGUGCUUCAAACCUCCAGUCUUCAUCUUCCCACGAGCGCUUUCCCUCUUUAGCAGACAAAGUGCCGUCUUUUUCGAAUCUUCAGCUGUAGCAUGUUAUCCUCUUUUUUUUUUAAUGUUGCGGUUUUUCAUUGGAAAAUUAGACAAGUAGGGGAGGAAACAAACCUAGUGGGAUACUUGUUACGAUCACCUCUGAGACUUGGGUGAAGCAGCUCCGGUGUUUGCUGAGACGGCAGCAUCGACGGGGAGUUUGCGGUGCAGCUAAGAGUCGUGAGCAGGUAGGAAGACAGAAAUAAAAGCGGAGCGACGAAGAGUAACGGCGGAUGAUUCCAGUUUUAAGAGAUUGCACGUGGAGUAGGAGCAGUUUUCUGAGGGACACAUGGAGGUGUUCAGUUGUUAUCAUAGCGAAUUCACCAAAAGACUCAUUUUCAGUGAAAUACUUGAACUAUUUAAUCCUCAUGUCGCACCUUGUUGGAUUUUCCUGUACUGUAAAUGCUGUUGGGCUCCGUAGAUUUGAACAAACUUUGAGUUGAGUGUAUUUUUUUUAUUUUUUGUGCAUGGCUAUUUUCACAUUUCAGCCUUUUAAAGAAAAAGGAACGGCAGUAUUCACACUGACUCCCAGCGUCAGUCUUCCUGGACCAGGCUGAAUGUAACUCUCUCUUUUUUUUUCUUCUUCUGCAUUAAUUUGCAUUGAAGAGUAUUAGACGAUAGAUUGUGCUGCUUGAUGGGGCCCAAAGCUGUCUCUGAUGCGCCGCCGUCGGCCGCAGGUGUUUGCUUUCGGUUGUUAAAGCUCAGCGGUGAUCCAGUGAGGCGAGGCCAGUCUCAGAUGUGCCAUAGGAGGAUGAAAAACGCCCCCGGGGGUCCAUUUCAUGUGUUGAAAAAUCAACAGGUUUUCUUUUUGUAUUAAAUUAAUCUGAGUCAUACAGUAUGUAUAAAGUUAUUUUUAUAGCUACACCUUUUGUGACUGAUAUUAUUGUAAAUACUGUAAAUGCAAUCAAGAUGAUAAUAAUAAUAAUGAUAAUAAUAAAAAAAAAAAAGAACAAUGAU